Messenger RNA from Sinocyclocheilus rhinocerous, 2228 nucleotides. RefSeq lists its product as uncharacterized. The record is from RefSeq and is a predicted model, not a curated record. Gene Ontology annotation, cellular component: external side of plasma membrane. Bases 81 to 1112 code for a protein of 343 amino acids. Gene Ontology annotation, molecular function: signaling receptor binding. Gene Ontology annotation, biological process: T cell receptor signaling pathway; regulation of cytokine production. The transcript has 5 exons. Lineage: Eukaryota; Metazoa; Chordata; Actinopteri; Cypriniformes; Cyprinidae.
AAAGACAGCUUGUUGUUAUCUGCCGAAAUGGCAUCACAAUAGAGUUUUAACUUUUUUUAUGGUCAUUUUGAGGGGAAAAAAUGACUCUAUUCAGCACUUGGAACUUUCAAUUGUUGCUGCUGAAUGCUUUUGCAUGCAUCAUAAUGAAGGCCAUUCGGAAUUUGAUUUUGGCUUCAACAUUUAUGGUUGUACUUUAUGAAGGAGCGUUCUGCCACAGUAUUCGGACUGAUUUUGUGUUACUAAACCAACCGUACACAUUCCCCGGUAACGCCAGCGGCUGUCAUCACGCUGAAUGGAGAAAGAGACCCCCCAUAGACACCACUAUCGCCACAUACAAAAACCAUGCGUUCACGACUGACAGAACUUUUGAGGAAGAAUUCACAUGUAAAGACAACCACCUGCUUCUCAAAUCAUCAAAAUACACCGAUCAGGGGCCCUAUGAGUUCAUCUGUAACGGGGUUCAAACUUUCAUUCAUCUGGAUGUUUUAUAUGCUCAAAAUGAGAGCGCAGAAGAAACGGACAACAUCACCCUGAACUGUUAUGCGCACAAUGCCAAAGAUGUGAAGUGGCUGCAUAACAACGAAAGUGUUUUGCACUACAAGAUAAACGGAUCCGAGAAUCCUGGCAAAGGCUACGAGGGAAGAGUUUUUUUGCUGGAGAAGAAUUGCUUCAAAACCGGCGAUCUCUCUUUGACCAUCACUCGUGUCCGCAAGGCAGAUGCUGGAAUAUACCGUUGCUUUGUGGAUGAUGAAACGGUUAAAGGAAACCCACACGCCUAUGUGCUGCAUGUGAACGAGAAAAACUCCGGUCCAGGAGACCAGACACACUCCAGCUGCAACGAAGCAAUUCUGAUCGUGCUCACUGUAGUUUUUGGGCUCAUCUCAGUGAUCAGUGUGACAUAUCUGAUCACCAUAGAACUACGCAAUCGUCAAUCCAAGUCCACUACAGCGACUCAGAGUAGUGAGGGUGACACCACUGAAACCCAGCGUAUGCUGAUGUCUGCUAUUAGCACAACUUCACCCGUCAAUGAAAGUCAGUCGGUGGUCACUCAUCCUGUUCAGGAGAGCGACUCCACGGGAAAUAAGCCUUCCAACACCAGGCCUAUUUUGUAAUCUGGUGAAACGAGGCCUGUGAAGAUACAGUCAGCUAGGCCUGUUUCACACCGCAAGCAACAGAGCUUUACAGCAUUUCUGCUGCAUAACCAACUGCAAUCAAAUAUUGAUUUAGUGGGGCCAACUUUGAUCGUUGUAGAAUUGAAUUUACUUGAGAAGCAGGACCACAUUUACAUGCAAACUGUAAUGAAUGUAAACGAUCAAGUUUAAACAUUACUCACUCCAGCAUUAAAUGUUUCUUGAAAGACUGUUUUAAUUAAGUAUGGAAUAACUGACGAUGGUUUCAGUGUGUUUGUGUGUGUGCGUGGAAGAAAGAAUGUGUACAUGUUUUUUAGCAGCAAAAUUGUUUGUUAUAUGUCUUUGCAGUCAGUGUUGUUGUAGGCUUUGAUUAAUUUGCUGUUGCAGGGACUUAACUUAAUAAAUAACUUAAAUAAUAUGACAUGAAGCUGUAAUGAGAGCCCUGGAACUACUUCAUAGCUGGGCGUUUACUGGAAAAUAAUAAUCGCACACCUUACAGUGUUCGUCAACCAAUUAGAAUCAAGCAUUUAACAACCCUGUGAUAAAAUAGGUUUUUAUUUUCAUAUACCCUAAUAUGGGCAACGAAAAGAUUAUGGUACAUAGUUGCUGCUUACAACUUUUUUGGCAUUUUGGUAAUCUAGUCCAUUUUAUAGAAAAAGAAACUGAAUCUUUGGUGAGAAAAAAGAGAGACUUUAUAUAUAUACAGUAUAUAUUCUCAGCAUUAGCCUUUUUAAUGUUAAUUUAUUGAAUGUUUUGUAGGAAGACUGUCUCAUCAAAACCUCAUGCAUGAAGAGACUUCAUAUACAGCUCCUGUUUAGCACUUUUCUGAACACUUUACUGUGGCCUUUGCUAUUUCAUAUAUUUUCUGUUCUUUUUACGAUAUGCAUUUCUCAUUUUUAUUUUCUAGUUAAUGUGCACAGCUUUAUAUUUGUCGAGAGUGUUACUUGUAGCAGUUGAAAUGUCUCAUUAAAACGUUUUGCAGUAGUGUUAGUAUAGUGGUUUCUAAUGCUGACUGAACAAUAAGGUUGUAUCAGCAAACCAAUGGAAGUAUUCAGAUUAAUCAAAUGUACAGGUGCCAGUCAAUAAAAUACAUUUUAU